Molecule: messenger RNA, 5677 nt
Organism: Myotis lucifugus (little brown bat)
Lineage: Eukaryota; Metazoa; Chordata; Mammalia; Chiroptera; Vespertilionidae
Gene: BMPR1A
Product: bone morphogenetic protein receptor type 1A
Exons: 14
Coding region: 490-2088 (532 amino acids)
Biological process (GO): dorsal/ventral pattern formation; BMP signaling pathway; cellular response to growth factor stimulus
Cellular component (GO): signaling receptor complex; plasma membrane
Molecular function (GO): transforming growth factor beta receptor activity, type I; ATP binding; SMAD binding
Source: RefSeq, a predicted model, not a curated record
AUUUAUGAAAAUAUGCAUCAGUUUAAUACUGUCUUGGAAUUCAUGAGAUGGAAGCAUAGGUCAAAGCUGCUUGGAGAAAAUUGGAAGCACAGUUUUAUCUCUAGUACAUCUCUGAGGUAGCCCCAGGCAGAACACAGGCCACGGCUGACCUUGAUCUGUAUGUCCUGGGAGUCUCCAGAGCCAGUGCACUUGGUGGAUAUCUUCAGACCACAUCAGAGCACCACCCAACCACCUCCAUAAGCAACAUACUUAAGGAGAGGACUCAGUGGACACCAGAGCCCCACUGAAUACUGGGAGUGCCUUUGGAGAGCUGGUAAAAGUGGAAAAUUAUCAGGAGUCAGAAGAAAGCAGUGGAAAUUGGAGUCAUUGUAAAGCCAUUGAAACCUUUUACAAGAAAAUCUCAGUGAAUAAAAGUUGUUUAAAUUAGUGACAUAACAAAACCAGUUAUUAAGGUGACAGUGUACAGGAAAGAAACGUUAAAAUUGAACAAUGACUCAGCUAUAUGUUUAUGUCACAUUAUUGGGAGCCUAUCUGUCCGUCGUUUCUCAUGUUCAAGGGCAGAAUCUAGACAGUAUGCUCCAUGGCACUGGGAUGAAAUCAGACUCUGACCAGAAGAAGUCAGAAAGUGGAGUCACCUUAGCCCCGGAAGACACCCUGCCUUUUCUGAAGUGCUACUGCUCGGGCCACUGCCCCGAUGAUGCUGUCAACAACACGUGCAUAACUAAUGGGCAUUGCUUUGCCAUCAUAGAAGAAGAUGACCAGGGAGAAACCACAUUAGCUUCAGGAUGUAUGAAAUAUGAAGGAUCUGAUUUUCAGUGCAAGGAUUCACCAAAAGCCCAGCUUCGCCGGACAAUAGAAUGUUGUCGGACCAAUUUAUGUAACCAGUAUUUACAACCUACACUGCCCCCUGUUGUUAUAGGUCCGUUUCUGGAUGGCAGCAUUCGAUGGCUGGUGGUGCUCAUUUCUAUGGCUAUCUGCAUAAUUGCUAUGAUCAUCUUCUCCAGCUGCUUUUGUUACAAACAUUAUUGCAAGAGCAUCUCAACCAGACGUCGUUACAAUCGUGACUUGGAGCAGGAUGAAGCGUUUAUCCCCGCGGGAGAGUCCCUGAAAGACCUCAUUGACCAGUCGCAGAGCUCUGGCAGCGGCUCCGGGCUGCCUUUGCUGGUUCAGCGAACUAUUGCCAAACAGAUUCAGAUGGUUCGGCAAGUUGGUAAAGGUCGAUAUGGAGAAGUGUGGAUGGGUAAAUGGCGUGGUGAGAAGGUGGCAGUCAAAGUGUUCUUUACCACUGAAGAAGCUAGCUGGUUUCGUGAGACGGAGAUCUACCAGACAGUGCUGAUGCGCCAUGAAAACAUACUCGGUUUUAUAGCCGCAGACAUUAAAGGCACCGGCUCCUGGACGCAGCUGUAUCUGAUCACCGAUUACCAUGAGCACGGAUCUCUCUAUGACUUCCUGAAGUGUACGACGCUGGACACCAGGGCCCUGCUCAAGCUGGCGUACUCAGCUGCCUGUGGUCUGUGCCACCUGCACACGGAGAUUUACGGCACCCAAGGGAAGCCCGCAAUUGCUCAUCGAGACCUAAAGAGCAAAAACAUUCUCAUUAAGAAAAAUGGAAGUUGUUGUAUUGCUGACCUGGGCCUUGCAGUUAAGUUCAAUAGCGACACAAAUGAAGUGGACGUGCCCUUGAACGCCAGAGUGGGCACCCGGCGGUACAUGGCCCCGGAAGUGCUGGACGAGAGCCUCAACAAGAACCACUUCCAGCCCUACAUCAUGGCGGACAUCUACAGCUUCGGCCUGAUCAUCUGGGAGAUGGCUCGGCGCUGCAUCACAGGGGGAAUAGUAGAGGAGUACCAACUGCCAUAUUACAACAUGGUGCCCAGUGACCCAUCGUACGAAGAUAUGCGUGAGGUUGUGUGUGUCAAACGUUUGCGGCCAAUUGUGUCUAAUAGAUGGAACAGUGAUGAGUGUCUUCGAGCAGUGCUGAAGCUGAUGUCAGAAUGCUGGGCCCACAACCCGGCCUCCAGACUCACGGCUCUGCGGAUCAAGAAGACGCUGGCAAAGAUGGUUGAAUCCCAAGAUGUAAAGAUUUGACAGUGAAGCAAUCCUGAGGAGAAACUCCAGACUGCGCUCGACCGAUUUCUCCAGGGCACGGUGGGAGAAGAGUGGGAUAAGGAGCUUGCGCGGUUCGCAGGCUCUGACCUCCCCUUACCCUCACAGGCUGCCCUGGGCACCUUCCAUGCUCUGCAGAGUAUGAGCUGGGGACUCCAGAACUUCACUCUUUACCUACGGACAGCUUUACUCUAAGUGUGGUUUCUGAUGCCUUUUUAAAUCGGGUUUUUAUGAACUACAUCGAGACUUCAGUCCUGAUGGGUGAGUCUCCAGUCAAACUCUGGGUGCUGAAUUACCUGCUCGUACAAGGGUGCUUUCUGUGAAAGCCUAAGAAGAUCAGUGAAUUCAGCAGAAUCGGAGGAAUGUGUCCUUGCUUCCUGCCUGAGGAAGCGCAUUGAUUUGUACUCGACCUUUGUAAACAGCCUAUGGAUUAUCAUCUGUUUAGGAUGCUGCGUAGUUUAUGAGAAGUAGUUUGUCAGGCCUUGAUAAUGGUGUGUGUACACACACAUGCUUGCCAGGAUUUCUCUGCUGCCAUCGAAUUAGAAGAAAAUAUGACUUAUGACCACCGAGGAAGAUAUUAGAGGCUGUUGGUUUUGUGCUUUAAAAAUGCAUGAUCUGACCAAGAUUCGCCAAUCACAUAAAAGCCAUUUACCUUGAAAGUGAGCUAGCUUCUCCACCAACUUUAUUUUUAACAUAAAAGUUGAUGUAAAGGCCAAAAAAGCUUAAAGUGCCUGAAAAUUUCGACUGUUUUUCUCCUACCACCAUCUUUCCUUUUUUUGGUAAUUACUAUUUUGCCAUAGAAAGCAUCCUGUCCAAAGUUGGACCUUCCAAUGCCAUGAUCUUGUGAGAAAACACUUCUUGUUGAAGUGAGUUACUGAUGACUGCGUUUGAUAGCGAUGCUAAGUGCCUAUAACCAGGUUCUGUAUUCUUUAUUCUAGUAAUGUUUAAAAGGGAAGUUAUUUAUAUUUUGUGUGUAAUAUGCUUUAUUUGCAAGAUACAUGCUCCUUUUACAACCAUAUUUUUUAUAUGUACAUGCAUCUAUACUGUUGUAGAAACCAGCUCACGUGUACCUCACACCUCAUCCUUAAGGGAAAAAAUAAAAGAUCAGAAGAAAAUGUUAUAAAGUAGAACCACAUAUGAAUUUUAGAACUAAUACACUCAAAAUAGUAUAUUAAACCCAAGAGUUUGUUCAUUUCAGGCACAGACUUUCAUUAAGAUAAUAUCCUCUCGACUUUUCCAUUGUGAAAGGGCCCUCUCAUUAGAAAUUUCUAUUUCAGAGAUGAUACAAGUUCAUUAACAGCUGUUUUAGACAUUUGAAUCAUUUGAGAUUUCUGGUUUUAUGAUUUCUGUUCUGUAACUUGUGAAGACAAUGAAGAAUCCGGCACGGAGUUCACUGUCUGGUCAGUGGUGAUGUCUGUACCGUGUAGCUGCUCCUCCAGAAAACGCUGCGUGUGCGAUGGAUUCACUUAAACGUUUUAUAUUUCUGUAAUGCCUUUUAAAUAUCAAUGCCUUAGUCUGAUAAAACAACUCCUAGGCGCAGAAAGUAAGGCAGUUUUCUUUGAAUAGAGCAUAAAAUAAAUGUGAUUAUAUUACAACAUGGUCAAGACACUUUAGAGGGGGGACAGCAGAGCAUGAUUCCAUUCAUUACCAAAAAUGUGACUGGCCCUGAAGAGUGAGACUUUAAUAUACUGACAUCAAAUUUCACAAACUUAAAAUUUGCUUUAAUAGUUUUGACUGAAUUUAAUAAUUUUCAUCUAAGAUAAUUUAAUUUUGAAAUGUUCAUCAAGGUGAGUUUACAUGUUGGUAGGUAGUACCAAAUAACUUGCUCCUUCAGAAUGUUUCCCAUCUCUUAACAGUGAGAUUCAUAGAUAUUUUUAUCUAAAUUGCCACGCAUUUAAGAAUACUUACUAGCUUGGAUCUACUUAAGCUAAGGUUAACCUUGAUUUAUUUUUAUUUGACAAACUAUAAAUCUUCAAAAUCAUUUGUCAUCUUAAUAGUAAAGAAGAUACAUAAGAAAAGGCAAGCACUAUUCUUAGAAAUGUUAAAAUAGUAUGUGGAUGCAAAACAUUACAGAUAGUGUGUAAGUACAAGCCCAUCAUAAUUAAUUUUUUUAAUUAAAUUGAUUAUUAAAAGUGAUAGCAAGAAUUAAUGUUAGAGACUUGUUUCUAGUAUAACAUGUUUUUUAAAAAGCAGAUGAUGACUUAUUUGAAAUUUUAAAGUUAAAAAAUGUUCCAAGAAACUUCUUUCCUUCUUACUUUUACUCUUAAAUUUCUAAGUUCAUCCAGUAAGUGAAAUAUUUAAAGAGGAAGGAGGUAUGAUAUAGUACCAUAGUUAAUAAUUUGAAAAACCCUAGAAACCAUUAUUUGGUCUCACAGUUGAGCAUUUUAAAAACAUGUCUGUCAUCCUUUUAAAUAAUUAAAAUAAAAACAAAACUCCAAAGGUACCAGAAUAUAACAGAAGUUAAUCUUCAGUUAUCUAGAGAUAACUGAAACAUCUCUGGAAUUAAAGGCACAUUAGGAUGGAUUUCAAUGUCUUUAUUCUAAGCUUUCUCUGUGCUUUUUUGUUGAACAAGUUUCUGAAAUAUAAAAUUGGAAUCUAAUUUUCUGGAAAUAGUAUCACAAAAAAAUAUUUCAAUCAACAAUUCAUGUUGCCUUUUCAAUGUCCAGAUUUAUUUCUAAACUUAGAAAGUGACUUAUUUUUGAAAAUUAUUUUCCUAGAAUGUGCCAAAUUAUUUACUAAAAAAAAAAAAAUAGCACCCUUUACCCCAGAUUUUUUGCUUAUGUUUAAAACAAAAAUGCAAUACAAUUUUUAAAGAAUUAUGCAUCUCUAAGUUAGCACAAAAUCAACUUUUAUAUUGAAUAAUUUAUUCCAGGGAAUAUUUUAUAAAUUCAAGUCAUAUUUCACUUCAUACAUGUUGUUUUGAAAUGUUUCUUAAGUAUCUAAAAUAAUUUCAACAGCAGAAAUAUGCAUUUUUUAAAAAGCAUUGUUGCAGCUCUUGUACUGUUUAAAAGUGGUGAUAUUUAUUAUUUGCUUAGGUCAGAUGUUAAAAUACCAGUUCUUGCCUCAGAGCUGUUAAGAGAAUCACAGUGAAAAUUGCAGACAACCAACGCUCAUAGAAACAGAGUAAGUCUGGCAGCAUUGGUGCGGCCACUGUGAGAUUGUCCCAGAGGGAGAGUCUGUAAACACUGCUUUUGCAAAGGAUUGACUGGGGUGUGAUUGUAGAUUGUGCUCUGUACUAUGCUUUCAGUAGAAUUAUUUAAGCCCUUGUAGUGACUGUUGUCCCUGUCCGUUUAAAAAUUAAAAUGCAGUAUAUAUUGUAUAAAAUGAAAAUACCAUUAUAGCUUAAUUAGGGAAGUUGUAUAUAGACAUUGAAACAAGAGUUAAGCAGUUUUAUUACGCAAUUGUAAAACACCAAAAAUAUAGAUUCAUCUUUGGUAUGUAACACACUACAUUUAUUUUGUCAGCAUCUGCUUUAAAAGGCGCCUUAUUAAGUUUACCAUUAAUUGCUGUGUUCUAUAUAGAGAUUACGUCCAGUGUAUCAUUUUUAAGUAAAUAACCUUAUUUUAGUAUA